Molecule: messenger RNA, 837 nt
Organism: Aspergillus mulundensis
Lineage: Eukaryota; Fungi; Ascomycota; Eurotiomycetes; Eurotiales; Aspergillaceae
Product: post-initiation translation factor DPC29
Exons: 2
Coding region: 1-837 (278 amino acids)
Cellular component (GO): mitochondrion
Source: RefSeq, a predicted model, not a curated record
AUGGCAUCAAUUGUGAGCAGGAGGCUCGUCCAGCAGCGUGCCUGCGCCAGGCAGGCCGGAUGGGACCUUGUCCGCAGUUUUACGAGCGGACCGCCUCUAUUUGCGGGACACAACCGGUGGUCGCAAAUCAGGCACGACAAGGCGAAGAAUGACAAGGCCAAGAGUAAGGAGCGGCAGAUGGUCGCAAAGGAGAUCAGUUCUUGUAUCCAGAUGUGGGGACCGGAUCCGAAAUUCAACCCACGGCUUACCCUCGCCCUCUCGAACGCGAAACGCGCCGGAAUCCCAAAGACAAUCAUUGAAGCAGCCAUCGCUCGGGGUCAGGGUCUGAGUGUAACAGGCGAGGCGCUGGAACCAGUCACAAUUGAAGCCAUCCUACCACAUUCCGUUGCGGCAGUGAUCGAAUGCUUAACGGAGAGCAAAGGGCGGCUCUUGCAGGAUCUACGGCACGUCAUCAAGGAAGCAGGCGGUACCGCGACUCCGACUGCAUACCUCUUCGAGAAGAAGGGGCGGAUAGCGUUUGAGAAGAAGGACGGUGUCAAUGCAGACAAUUGUCUGGAUCAGGCUAUCGAGGCGGGUGCCACGGAUAUCACAGCUGAUGAGGGAGGGCGCAUCAUUGUUUUCACUGAGCCCACGGAGACCAAGAGCGUUGCGGAAAAUCUUUCAAAGUUAGUUGGCCUAACUGUUGAGGAGCUUGAGAUUAUCUGGUCCCCAAACCAGGAUACCUUGGUACAGCUGAAGGACGAGGAGCAGUUGCAAGAGAUAGAGGAUACAUUGGCGCUCAUUCGUGAAGAAGCUGGUGUCCGUGAUAUCUACCUAAACACAACGCAAGCGUUAUGA